UACCUUCAAAUUAUAUUAUAAAUAUAGAUAUUACUGAAACAGUGUAUGGUGCACAAAUAGUAGUACAAAAAAGAAUAAUUAAAAUAUUAAAACUAUUGAAUGAGUGGUGUUUCUGUUUGACAACUUGCCACAGAGUUGGGGUGACGCCCAAACUUAAUCAGCAAACAACAUUAAUUAAUGCACAAAACAAUUUAAUGCAGUGAUUCUAAUUUAUUUGCAGUCACACAUUUUCUACAUAAAAGUUAUUUAUUUAAACGAAAAACAAACGAAUAGAAUUGCAGCUACAUUGCUAAGGCUUCAACAUGAAUUAUGGCCGUAAGACACCGUCCACGUAUCGCUCCAACCAUUCGGUGUACUCCCACACCACUGGCAGAUCCUCGACAAAUUUACAUUCGAUAAAAUCGCGGUCAAUGCGCUCGGUGCGCGUGCCGUGGUAUCAGCGACCUAUUUUGAAGAACAACCAAUACAUAGAUAUACAGAAGAAUUCAAUGCUAAUUGGAAUAUUCGCCAUUUUUCUUGCACUCUUCACCAUUGGCACUGCAAUUUUCGAUAUCUACUGCUUAGCUAUGGCUGCACCUGGCUCAACUCACUAUGGUUACUAUAUAAUCUCGUAUGAAUUUGUUUAUGUCGGUAACAAACAUGUGCGCAACAUGCUUAUUGUGUUUGCCUUAUUUUCUCUGAUACUGGGAAUAGUUAUAUUAUUUACAAGUAUUUUGCUUGUAAUUGCACUUAGAAAGGAGUACGAGCGCAAAAUUCUGCCUUGGUUGAACACAUUUGCUGUGUUUACCAUCUGGCGCUCACUAGCUUUGAUAUUCUUCGCAAUAGUUAACGAUUUAAUCUUCGCUUACAAUAUUCUUAUGGUAUUGCUAUGGAGUAUCGCUUUAGUCGUUUGCAUCUAUGGCUGGUGCGUGGUGUACUCGUUAUUCCUCGAGUUGACCAACUUGACGAAAUUGGAGGAUUUGGCACAUUUACGCAUGGGCACGAUGGCUUCUUUGCAUGCAUCAGCUGCCAAUUCCUUGGCUGGUUCCCGUCCAACUACACCGCACAGCACCGUAUCUACUAUGCCUGUGGGUUAAACUACACUUAACAAAGCAUUUAGCAACGAAAAUAUUUUAUCUACUUUUCCACAACGCAUCAUGACUAUAUCAGUGCAAAUGUAUACCGUCCAAAAUUCUUAGAUUUACAUUUAUAAAUAUAUUUUUUACACAACAUGUAAGACACGAAUCUCAGCAUUCCACAUGUAUUCAUUUUUUUUUUUAAAUAUAUACAUAUAUUAAAGUAUAAGCUAGAAGCUCGAAAUAUAAUAGCAUAAGUGGAUUAAUAACUUGUAAUUUAAAAACAGUGCCUUAGAACUUCUACAUAUCUGUUAUGUACAAUUUAUACAAGAAAAAAACUUUUUUACAAUUGAAAAAUCAUAAUUUGUAUGCAAAUGUAUUUAAUGUUACACUUUAAUUGUUAAACGAUUUUUCUACCAAUUAAUAAGCAAAAGAAAGCAUCAUUCCACAGAUUUGUAAAACUGGCAAAAGUAUUUAUGAAAUAUGAGCACAUUUAACCGUCCGAUUCGCAUUUUAUUGUGUCAAUUUUUUAAUAAAUUUGUAAAAUUUAAUAAAGCUUAAUUUUUAUUUACUAUAUUUAGUACUAAUUGAACUGCAAUCCAGUGUUUGUGACAAACUUCCAAUAAGAAGUGUACCUUUUAAUCUGGGAAUUGUAUGAAAAUAUUUGUAAACAAUAACAAAAGUCAUUGUCAAUAUCAGCUGAUUAGCUGUCAUUCAUUCACUUUUAAAUAAAUACAAAAAAUAUAUAUAUGUAUAUUUGAAGGUAUACCAACGAAAAUUGCAAAAACUUAAAAAACACAAAUCAUUAUAAGUUGCGACCUCAAGAUUAUAAUAAAAGAACUUACCGCAUAAUUCUAUAUAGAUGUUCAAAAAUUAAAAUGCCGCUAACAUAUUUUGGAGAAGCGCAAGAAGUUGAAAAAAGACUGGACGUUUGCUGGCCCAUCUCGUUCACAUAACCAGAACGGAAGAGAAUUUAUAUUCGAACAACGAAUUACUUUAGGAAUAAGACGUUAAUUUCGUUUCAUGAAAACUUCCAUACAAGAACUUGAUUUUCAUCGGCUUGUUCGAAGAUUGUACCGUAGUUUUGAACAAUAAUGCUAUCACAUUUCGUGAAGAUACCACGUCAAAUAAAAACCUUUUCCAAGGACUUGAUUUAAAUCGAUCAGUUUGUAUGGCAACUAUAUGCUGUAGUGGUCAAAUGAGCCGCGUUCAUGGAGAAAGGAACGUGAGAAAAUUUUCAGAUCAAUAUCUCAAACUGCGGCCAAGCAGACGGACUUGGCGAAAUCGACUCAGCUCAUAACGCUGAUCCUAUAUAUACAUAAGUAUUUUAUAGUCUCCGAAUUUCCUUCUGAGUUUUACAAACUUCGUAGCUAACUUAAUAUACACCGUUCUGAGUAUAAAAAUUUCUGCUAACAUUAUAAUAAAUUUUCAAAACUCACUCAUAACAAUCGUUAAUCCUACACAUAAAAAGCACUUUUAACGAUAAUUGAUUUUUUAUUAGAAUUUAAUAUGGUUUCACACUAAAUAUAAACAAAUUGUACGAAUUGCUGUGGACUAUAACAAGUAUUUAUGGAAUUGUGUACUUUUUCAUAAGUAAAUUAAAGAAAAUAAAUUCCUACAUUAAAUUAAACGUGA
This is a messenger RNA of Bactrocera tryoni, 2690 nucleotides long. RefSeq lists its product as uncharacterized. Lineage: Eukaryota; Metazoa; Arthropoda; Insecta; Diptera; Tephritidae. Bases 303 to 1076 code for a protein of 257 amino acids. The transcript is spliced from 6 exons. The record is from RefSeq and is a predicted model, not a curated record.